CUGAGGCAAGGGAUCCAGGACUUCUAGUUCUUGUGCUUUCAAACAAAAUUGUGUUCUCCAAGUGCGUAAAUUCAGAUCCUAGCAGUGUUAACAGCAGGGAAGGACCAUGGAGGGGCUGAUGCGGUGUUUCCUGAUCUUGAUCAGCUUCUCUAAUGCUUUUGGCCAGCAAGACAUGUCUAAAACGGCCUUUGUAUUUCCCAAAGAGACGGCCGAUUCCUAUGUAUCCCUGGAAGCACAGUCAAGGAAACUACUGAAUGCCUUCACGGUGUGCCUCCACAUCUACACUGAUCUGAGCAAGAUCCGUGGCUUCAGCAUUUUCUCUUAUGCCUCCAAGAAAAACGCUAAUGACAUUCUCAUAUUUUGGUCUAAGGCUAAUGGGUAUCUUUUGGGAGUAGGUGGGCCUGAGGUAGUAUUCAAGGCUUCUGAAAUUCCUCAAGCCCCAGUACACAUCUGUGCUAGCUGGGAGUCUGCUACAGGGAUUGCAGAGUUCUGGGUGGAUGGGAAGCCCUGGGUCCGGAAAAGUCUGCAGAAGGGAUACACUGUGGGAACAGAUGCAAGCAUCAUCCUGGGACAGGAUCAGGACUCAUAUGGUGGUAGCUUUGAUGAAAACCAGUCUUUGGUCGGAGACAUUGGAGAUGUGAACAUGUGGGACUUCGUGCUGUCUCCAGAAGAGAUCAACAUGGUGUAUGUCGGUGGGACAGUUAGUCCUAAUGUCCUGAACUGGCAGGCUCUGAAGUAUAAAGCACAUGGUGAAGUGUUCAUCAAGCCCCAGCUAUGGUCCUGACCUACUGUUGUAUGUCCUGAGGUGCCUUCUGGGAUUACAGUCAAGCUCAUGUCUCUGGCUAUGGACCUUUUAACUCCAACAGUUGCUGUAGUUCUGCUCUGUGAACAUGGCCUUACACUUCCCUGAUCUGCCUUCCUCAGCAUCAGAGCACUGAAUUUAAGUGUAUGGCUUGGGAGCUUUCUAAUUACACUGGGAAUCUUUAGGAGAGUCAAAAUUGCACAUGUUUUUGUUUACAUUUAAAAAUUUUUUAAUUGAAAGAACGUUAGAUGUAAUCCCUCACGUUCACAUAGAUGGGAAAACUGACACAAAGAAAUGGGAAGUAAAUUUUUUUUUAAAGCCACAAGGCAAUUGUACAUCUUUGAGAUGGGAAAUGUAUGCUGAUCUUCUAGAUAAUUCCUUUCUCAGGACCCCCACCCCCAGAAGAUAAGAGGGACUUAUCCACAUUCACAGAGCUCUUCUGUCUCUGAGUUAGGACAUCGGCAAGGUCUUCUGGAUUCAGAGUUCGGAGUGCUCAUCACUACAUAAUGGGCCCAAAUUUUCUGAAAAGGGUGACUCAGCAUUGGGUUUCUUUCUGAGUUCAUGUUUUCUACUUUCCCAAAGAACUCUGAAAAGAAAGUCAAGAUUUCAGGAAUUUGGCAAAAUAAACCAAAUAGAUAUAGUUAUUUCAGUUGUUACUGGCAAGGACUUAUAUAACCAUGAUUUUAUUUGCUUACAGGGUUUAUUAAUUUUAUGGAUUUUUCUGGGAAACUCCCCACUCCAUGUGUGGGGCCAUGAGUUUUUUUUUCACCCCUACAUGUCUACAAUACCCAGACCUUAAAAGGAGGCAUAUGACACAACUGUCCUUGGGUUGUUUUGGUUGGUUACAUGUUGCUAGCAAGACAAAUUAUAGGCUUCCCAAGGAUUGUGCUAUGGACUUUGGGAGGGUCCAAUUCCAAUUUCUUUUGGAAUUCCAAACUGAGGGAUGUGAGUCUGGGACCACUACAUUGCUUGCCACACUGAGGGAGCUGAUGAGGAAUGAAGCCAUCCUGGGGCUGAAAGAGUUACGAGACUGACAGAGUGAUGGACCACUGACUACAUUAUAUCUCUGAAUCAGUUUUUUAUUUUUUUCUGGAACAAAAUCUACAUCUGAACUUCCAUGUCCAUGAAUCAAUAAAGCCAAUUUUGGCUUAAGUGAAUUUGA
Nannospalax galili (Upper Galilee mountains blind mole rat) is the source of this 1964-nucleotide messenger RNA. RefSeq names its product C-reactive protein (gene Crp). The record is from RefSeq and is a predicted model, not a curated record. Gene Ontology annotation, biological process: innate immune response. Lineage: Eukaryota; Metazoa; Chordata; Mammalia; Rodentia; Spalacidae. The transcript is spliced from 2 exons. The coding region runs from base 107 to 784 and encodes 225 amino acids. Gene Ontology annotation, molecular function: low-density lipoprotein particle binding; complement component C1q complex binding.